This is a messenger RNA of Blepharisma stoltei, 4653 nucleotides long. Lineage: Eukaryota; Ciliophora; Heterotrichea; Heterotrichida; Blepharismidae. The record is from the annotation of a GenBank genome assembly.
AUGGACAAUCGAAACCUAAGCUUUCUUAAUUCUUAUUUGGCGUCAACUGUUGAUAACGAAAUAUCUGAAGAGUCUCUCAAUUAUUCAACAGAAAACCUUGGACAAGAGAUCUUGAUCAUGACAAUUGAAAUCGGAGAUGGCAUCACUGAUGAACUUAUUGUUAGAGAAAACGAUCGUCCAAGCGUCCUAGCUGACCAAUUUUGUAGGAAACAUGGGAUGGGCCCUGACGUAAAACAAGCUCUAUUGCAACAGAUUGAGCAAAACUUAGACAUAAUAUACAAAGAAGAAGCACAAGGAAAUACUUCGCUUUUAAAUGAGAGUUAUGAAAAGCGGCCAGUAUCCAAUAAUUCCUUUCUAAAAAACUCCACACAGAACAGCAAGUCAACCACGCCUACUCCAGGUCCAAACUCUCGAUCCAGGCCAAAUACCUCCUUUGAAAAGCAAAAGUUCGAAAAUGUGACCGGUAAAACUUAUGCCAAGCCCAACCCUCAAGACAAACGGUCAGCCAGUGCACCACGAGAACAAAGAAAAUAUGGCUUCAACUCAGACCACUCAAAUAACGGCGAAAAGCUUUACUAUAAAGGGUUGCUUCUAAAAGACCGUACCGAAAAGAGAAUUCAAUACCUCAAGCACGUCCAGACAGAAGCAGCCAUGAAAGACAUCACCUUCCACCCAAGGAUCAACUCAAGAAGUUCUUAUAGAAGUCAGAACCCUGAGGUGUAUUUGCUUGAAAAAGGCAAAGAAAGGAAUGAAUUUUUGGAGAGAAAACGAGGCGAAAAAUUAGCUGAAGAAAUGAGUAUGUGCACCUUUAGACCGAAUAUUGACAAGAAAAGCACAAUUCUUGCCCAGCUGAAAAGAAGGCCAAAAUCGCCUGACCGAUGUGUGGCUUUAUAUGAAAACGCAAAAAUAAUUGCAAAGAAGCAUAGUGACUAUAUUCAGAAUAGGCUAAAAGAAGAGUGCCCGUUCAUUCCAGAUACAAGCAAAACACAAAAAGUUAAUAAAUCUUUUACGACGAGAGUUAGGGAUAAGAUAUCAAACUCUCGGAAAUCUAUUGAGGAUUAUAUAAAUAGGUCAAAAAUUUUAGAGAAUAUUGACCCUGAGACAGGCCAGCAGCUAUUUCAUCCUAGGAUAGGGCGACCUCCUUCUAAAAGAUCGUCUAGCGCUAAAAAUAUUGGAGAAAGACUAUAUUCGGCAGGCAAACGCUCAUCAAGCCAAGAGUUCAAGCAAGAAUCCCCUAACUCCCCCCCUCCGUGAGUGAACAAAACCAUUAGAAAAAUCGCUAUUUUUUGACCAAAAACCCACCCUCCGUGAGUGAACAAAAAUUUUUUUAAUAGAAAAAUUUUUAAUGGAAAAAAAAUUUGAUAUAUAAGUGAUAAUUAGUAUAAUGAAAUCUAGAGCUAAUUCUGUUUAAUUUUAAACAAAUUGCAUUUUAAAACAUAAAUUUUAUAAAUUAAAUUAAUAUUUACUUCCCAAUUUUUGCAAAUUAGGAUUUUUUUAAAUUUCGAAAAAAAAAAAUUUUUGUAUAAAAUUUAUAUAUAAAUUUUUUAAAAAAAAAAAUUAACCCCCCUCCGUGAGUGAACAAAAUUUUUUUGUUCACUCACGGAGGGGGGGGAGUAAGAAACUUGCUAAUGCUGCGAGUGAAAAAAUUCUUGCAAAGGUAAAAAGCCAAAGGUAUCGUGAGCUGUUUGACUUGUUAUCUCCAAAUGAUGGAUAUAUUAAUAAAGAAACAAUCGAACGAUCUCACUUACCUGUAAUUCUAACUCUCUCUGUUUUAAUUAUUUAACUAUUCAAUUUUAUUUUUCAAAAUGUUUGGAUUUAGAUAGAAAAUUAUAGGUUUAAUUUAAAAAUAAAAGAAAAUCAAUUGAGUUAAAUUUUCGAUUUAUAAGGCUAAAAAAUAGUGUAAAUAAUUGCAAUGUAUCUAAAUACUUUUUAAUUUCUCUAACUCCCUCCCUCCUUGAGCGAACAAAAAAAUUUUGUACGCUCAGGAGGGGAUUAAUUUUUUUAAUUUAGAUUUGCAAACAUUGAGAAGAAACAAAUUUAAUUUUUCAAAGUAAGCUGUUUUAAAAUUAAACAGAAUCUGCUUGAAAUUUCAUUAUAAUAAUUGUCAUUUAUAUAUCAUAUAUUUUUAUAAAAAAAAUUCAUAUAAAAUAAAUUUUGGAAUUGCUUACGGAGGGUGGGCUAUCCGAAAUGGUUUUGAUAGAUCACUGAUGGGGAGUAAGAAAAAACCAAAAUUAUAUAGAUUCCGAAUCUUUAAAGGCUCACAUUUAUAUACAUAAAAUGGUGUAUGGCGACCGACCCGUCCUCUCAGUGACGGUAACCCGUGUAUAUCCGGGCAUGGUUUUCCGAAGAAGCGACUUAGCCAGCAAUAUCUGGACCCUGGUGGCGAUCGGGGACAAACACAGACCCGCUGAUCGUGUCCAGAUCAUAGGGCAGUUAGGAGCAUCUUCUUUUUCCAGCAGCGCCCCCAGCCAGUGGGUGCCCGAAAUGGAGCAGGGCGACUUACCUGCUCAAGCUGCUACUGUGGUCUGCCCCGAAUCGCGGAAGCGAUUGAGGAUUUUCUCAAGCGGAUAAGCUGGGAAAAGGGGAGGCAGAUUAGACGACAAGGAGGCGGUCUCUCCAGUCAAAAGGGCCCCAAAUUAAAGGGCGAUCUGGCCAACCGGAGGCAAAGACUGGCGUAAUUCGGGGCGGAAAGGCUGAGUUGGAAAAUGGUGGGUGCCCGGCGACGGUCGGCGACGACCCAAUAGGGCAACCCACCACCGAGAAACCAGGGGUUUCGGCCUGGGCUCAGAGAACCAGUGAUGGAAGUCCAUCCUUUUCGCUCGUACCGGCACGGCUCCUUAAGGAGCGCGGAGGAAUGCCACGCAUGGAAGCAGGGACCUUAAACACAUAUCGCUUAAUUAUUAUUAUUAUUAUUAUUAUUAUUAUUAUUAUUAUUAUUAUUAUUAUUAUUAUUAUUAUUAUUAUUAUAUUUAUUAUUAUUAUUAUUAUUAUUAUUAUUAUUAUUAUUAUUAUUAUUAUUAUUAUUAUUUAUUAUUAUUAUUAUUAUUAUUAUUAUUAUUAUUAUUAUUAUUAUUAUUAUUAUUAUUAUUAUUAUUAUUAUUAUUAUUAUUAUUAUUAUUAUUAUUAUUAUUAUUAUUAUUAUUAUUAUUAUUAUUAUUAUUUAUUAUUAUUAUUAUUAUUAUUAUUAUUAUUAUUAUUAUUAUUAUUAUUAUUAUUAUUAUUAUUAUUAUUAUUAUUAUUAUUAUUAUUAUUAUUAUUAUUAUUAUUAUAUUAUUAUUAUUAUUAUUAUUAUUAUUAUUAUUAUUAUUAUUAUUAUUAUUAUUAUUAUUAUUAUUAUUAUUAUUAUUAUUAUUAUUAUUAUUAUUAUUAUUAUUAUUAUUAUUAUUAUUAUUAUUAUUAUUAUUAUUAUUAUUAUAUUAUUAUUAUUAUUAUUAUAUUAUUAUUAUUAUUAUUAUUAUUAUUAUUAUUAUUAUUAUUAUUAUUAUUAUUAUUAUUAUUAUUAUUAUUAUUAUUAUUAUUAUUAUUAUUAUUAUUAUUAUUAUUAUUAUUAUUAUUAUUAUUAUUAUUAUUAUUAUUAUUUAUUAUUAUUAUUAUUAUUAUUAUUAUUAUUAUUAUUAUUAUUAUUAUUAUUAUAUAUUAUUAUUAUUAUUAUUAUUAUUAUUAUUAUUAUUAUUAUUAUUAUUAUUAUUAUUAUUAUUAUUAUUAUUAUUAUUAUUAUUAUUAUUAUUAUUAUUAUUAUUAUUAUUAUUUAUUAUUAUUAUUAUUAUUAUUAUUAUUAUUAUUAUUAUUAUUAUUAUUAUUAUUAUUAUUAUUAUUAUUAUUAUUAUAUUAUUAUUAUUAUUAUUAUUAUUAUUAUUAUUAUUAUUAUUAUUAUUAUUAUUUUAUUAUUAUUAUUAUUAUUUUAUUAUUAUUAUUAUUAUUAUUAUUAUUAUUAAUAAAGGCUCACAUUUGGAACUAUUUUGGGCUAGGCUUGAAAUAUUGUUUUCAAAAAAAAUGCAACCGUCGCAUGUUUGCCAUACAAAAUCGUUUUUUGGCAAGCUCGUAAAUAUCAAAUGGCAGUUACACUUUAUAUGAAAAUUCAAAUUUUAGCUAAAAGACUAUUAUGCCAAUUUAAAAGGAUUAAUGGGCUUUUAGCAAACUCUGUAUAUUUUUUAAUGAUGCCUAAAACUUUUUUUUGCAAAAAACAUAUUUUUAUUCAUUACUAAUGCUCAGAGAGUAAGAAGGAUUUUGACUCCUUUACUAGACGAACUAGCCAAGCUAGAUGAAAGACUUAACUAUGAAGAAUUUUAUGAUUCCAUGGAAAUGCUUAUGAAAGUGCUCAAUCCAACUGAAAAGAGUUUGCUACUUAUGACUAGAAAACCUCAGCAAGAAAAGACUGAGUACUCUUUCAAGCCUUCCCUCAACGUUUCUUAUUCAAGUGACAGCUCCAGAGAGCCAAUUUAUCAACGACAGCUAAGAAAGCUGCAAGAAACCGAAGAAAGGAUCAAGCGAGAAAGGGUCGAAAAGGCAGCUGCCGAGAUGAGCGAAUGCACUUUUAAGCCCAAAAUCAAGAAAUACUCAGCCCGAGAACUGACUGAAGACAGUUUCAUGGACUCGAGCUCGUAUUUUGUAUACAAACCCAUUGUAGAUGACAGCUCCAUGUGGCUUGUCUAG